Molecule: messenger RNA, 4350 nt
Organism: Zasmidium cellare ATCC 36951
Lineage: Eukaryota; Fungi; Ascomycota; Dothideomycetes; Mycosphaerellales; Mycosphaerellaceae
Exons: 2
Coding region: 1-4350 (1449 amino acids)
Biological process (GO): transcription initiation at RNA polymerase II promoter
Cellular component (GO): transcription factor TFIID complex
Molecular function (GO): chromatin binding; RNA polymerase II general transcription initiation factor activity; transcription cis-regulatory region binding
Source: RefSeq, a predicted model, not a curated record
AUGGAGGCGCAGGCGCUGAAGCAGCGCGUUGACCUGGACAUCGACUUCCCCGCCCGCGCCAUCAAAGGCAGCACCGAGAUCACCGUCCAGCCCCUCGUCAAAGACCUCAAAUACGUCUACCUGCACUGCCGACAAUGCAGGCCCAAGUUCGUCCAGGCCGGCGGCAUCACCGCGAAAUGGGAGUACGAUGACCCCUACCGCCGCGCGCACAUGUCCUCCAAGUCGACGGUGCACCAGCAUGACAUGCUCAAGUCCAAGAUUGCGACCGCCUUGCGACCGUCGCCCGAGCCGCAGCUGCGCAUCGCCCUUCCGCCCAAGUUGAAGAUCCAGGAACUCCACGUCGAUCCGAUCACCUCACUGCCUCUCUAUAAUGGAACGCCGAGCAUACAAAAGCAGGAGAAUGAUGCGAUGGCGGUGGCUGAGACGCCCGUGGUGGAGAAGAUGCAGCAGCAGAUACCCCAGUUUGCGCCCAUCAAGAUUACAGUCGAGUUCGAGGUGGACAACUUGCGCGAUGGCAUACACUGGGUGGGAUGCGACAAGUACGACAAGCGAUACCCGUAUCUUUACACGAAGCUCGAGCCGUGGCCCGGGAACACCUCCAACAUCUUCCCGUGCGUGGACAGUGCGAAUUCUCGCUGUACAUGGGAGAUUGCACUUCGCCUGCCUCGCACUCUUGGGGAUGCCUUCAGGAAACCAAAUACGAUCGAGGCGCAGCCUACCGGCCAUGCAGACCAGAAUGGCGAUGUUGAGAUGGUGAACGGGAUCGACACUGUGCCUGCGAAAGACCAGGGCAAAUCUCAGUCUCAAGAGGAGUUCUUGAUUGAUCUCAGCGAGGAAGACGCGGCGCUCGAAUUGACUGCGCUGUGCGUCGGCGACGUUGUGGAUGAUGUCGCAGACACCGAUGAUGAUACCAGGCAUACCGUAACCUUCAGCCUCAACGACGCCGUCACAGCCCGUCAUGUUGGUUUCGCUGUUGGGCCGUUCGAAAGCGUGGAUCUGACUUUCUCUCGUGAAAGCGAUGACGAGACCAAGCUUGCCGGAAGUGCCGUCAAAGUCGAGGGAUUCUGCUUGCCGGGCAGGGCUGAUGAAGUACACAAUACCUGCUUUCCCGUCUGCCGAGCGGUAGAUCACAUCACAGUCAACUGCGGUCGAUUUCCGUUCCCGAGCUAUAACCUGCUCUUCGCGGACGAUCUCGUCUAUGACACUACUGCGGCUGCCGGACUCUCGAUUUGCAGUACACGCCUUCUCUUCCCAGCGGAGAUUCUAGAACCGUUGCACCGAAACACCCGCAUCUUGGUUCGAGCGGUAGCUGACCAAUGGAGCGGCGUCAACAUUAUACCCAAAGAGCCAUCGGACUACUGGGUGAUUGCCGGUAUCGCUGGCUACCUGACAGACGUCUACAUGAAGCACCUCUCGGGCAACAACCAGUAUCGAUGGGAGCAGAAGCAGGCGUCUGAAAAGGUGUAUGAGCUCGACGUUGAUCGACCCUCAAUCGCACAGCAAGGUAACCUCUUGCAUCUUGAUCCUUCAAUUGGAGAGUUCAUCAAUCUCAAGUCGGCACUGGUGCUGGGUAUACUGGAUCGCAGACUCAUCAAAUCAAGUGGUUCAACAGGUGUGAUGCGAAUCAUCAACAAGGUCCUCCUCAAUGCCAGGACUGGCUCAUUGAACAAUGGCGAGCUGUCAACCCAAGACUUUCAGCGCACUUGCGAGAAGCUUGGCCACAACAAGCUUGAGUCGUUCUUUCGGCAGUGGGUCAUGGGAGCUGGUUGUCCGAUCUUCGAUUGUAUUCAAAAGUUCAACAAGAAGAAGCUCGUCGUUGAGAUGACGCUUACGCAGCGCCAGCUUGAGCGGCGGACCAAACCGCUUUUUGAGCCCAACAAUUUCAUGCGAGAGAUCAAAGAGCACGUGCAAGAAGUCUGGGCACCGGAACCCCAAGGAGUCUUCACCGGCCCCAUGACCAUUCGUAUUCACGAAGCCGACGGCACACCUUACGAGCAUAUCGUCGAGAUUAAGGAGCACGUGACAAAACUCGAAAUUCCAUACAACACCAAGUACAAGAGGCUCAAGCGAUCCAAGCGACAGAAGGAGCGUGUCCUGGCCGAAGGCAAUAACAAUGGCGAGGACGGAGGAGAUGCUCUUGUCUACAGUUUGGGUGACACGCUCGAUGCGGAGGCAGACAUGAAAGAGUGGCAACUCAGCGACUGGUCAAAGGAAGACGAAGAGAAGAUGGGCCAAGAAAGCUACGAAUGGAUUCGAAUGGACGCCGACUUCGAGUGGAUCGGAAAAAUACAUCUUAAGAUGCCAUUAUACAUGUACAUCUCCCAGCUGCAACAGGAUAGGGACAUUGUUGCACAGUACGAGUCGAUGCGCUACCUCCUCGGCUCGAAUCCCCACCACGUAUCGCUGACCAUCUUGAUAAGAACACUGGUGGACGAGCGAUAUUUCCACGGCAUUCGAGUCAUGGCUGCCAACGGGCUCGCAAAGCUUGCAAGAGACAACCUCCUGGAAAUCGGGCAGCAUCACUUGACCAAGGCAUUUGCGGAAAUGUUUUGCGAAGAGGAUGGCAUCAUGCCGCGGCCGAAUGACUUCGAGAGCCGAGUAACGUUCAUCAUGCAAUGCGCGAUCCCUGAAGCACUUGCUCAGCUUCGAGACAAUGAGGGCAAAGUGCCCAAAGCAGUGCGGCAAUUCUUCGUGGACAAGCUGAAGUUCAACGACAACUCUGAUAACGCAUUCUCGGAUUGCCAUUAUGUCGCGACUUUGAUGCGCUGUUUGGCAGAUUCAUUGGUUGUUUCGCAUCGGAUCAUCCAGCCAGCCGCACCGACAACGUAUGAGUUCAACUUUGGCGAUGAUGAGCCCGUCGAAGAAGAAGGCCCUGAGGAGGCGUACAACCCAGAUGCGGAUUUCGAGCAGAUGGCGGUCGAUGAGAUAGAAAGAUAUCGACGCAUUGACGAAUGGGUCUUGACAUACCAGAACAUCUACUCGACGACUGCGAUCGAGUGCCUGCAGAAGCUUACCAAAGCCGGGAUUGUGAAGGACAAGACGAAAGAGCUGCUGCAGUACACCCGUCCAAGCACGGCAGACAACGUCCGUCUGGAAGCUUUCAGGUGCUUAAACGAGAUCGGCCUGACGAAGCGCAUGCCGAUGAUGAAGCAUCUGGUGUAUUCGAUUGUUGAUGACCAUUCGCCAUACUUCCGCGAGAGAUUACUUCGACAUUUUGGAGAAGCUCUCGGUCACAUUGCGUUUGGAGACGAUGCAAUCGAAGAAGCCAAACCACCUCCUCCGCCUCCAACCGAUGGCCUGGUCCUAGAGCAGGAGGUGAACAGCGAGAUCAGAAAGAUUGAAACCACGAAGAAGACCACACCUGAAGGCGCUUUGGCUGCCCUUAAGCUUGCGCUGUCGAAUGACGACACCUUCAGAAAGGCGCUGUGGUACGCAGCUACAUCGCCGGACAUAUCACUUGAUGAGGUGUCGGCUUUCUGCGAGGUGGCCGCAUUGAUCUACGAGCCUGUCACUUCGCACACAAUCAUGUUGAAGCUUCCCCGCCCGUACAGGUGUGUUCACGAAGGUCGUGGCCAGAUACGUUUCUACCAGCAGGGCAACUACCGUACCAGACCAAGCCUUGGUCUUGACAAGGACGACUACGAGGCAUUGGAAAGCUAUGAGUUGAAGUACAGUGGGCCUUUGGCGGAGGAGACGAAGCAGUUCAUCGAGAAGAAGAAUGCAGAGAAGGCGAUCAAGCUCCGCAUCCAACAGGCGCAGGAGCAGAUAGCGGCCGCUCAGCAGACUCAGGCUUACAUGCCGCCGCCAGCACUCCCAACGCCAACAAUUCAGACCGUGCCGACACCGACGAUCGAGAAGACUGGCUUCAAGCUCUCACUGGGUGGUAACAAGCGCAAAGCGAGUGUCGAUCUUAGCAGUCCCAAGAUUGCCAAAAUUCCUAAGCAGACGCGGCCGGUGGUGCUCAAUCUCGGGUUGAAGGCCUCCAAAAAGGCGCAAGAGAUUAUAUCUUCGCCACGGCAGCCUGGACGUGGACCCUUCGCAUCUCCUCAUGCACCAAGCCGCAAGAACUCACAGGAGCCGUCUCGACCGCUCACGUCUGCAUCGCCGCAGCCACCGACACCUCAAGCGCAACCUCAACCGCUAAACUUCAAUCAGCCGGCAGGACAGAACGGAUUCCCUGCCAAUUCGCCGCCUCCUCUGCUCUCGCUGACCGGCUUGACGGGAACAGGCUCGAGUUUGCCUUCAUUGAGCAUGUCACCGCCCGCUACAACAGGAGAUCCUAAUGCGAUGGGCCCACCAAAGAAGAAGCUCACCCUCAAGUUAUCGGCCAAACCGAACCAGAGUCAGUGA